GCAUUGUUGCAAACAUGGCUUCCUCUACAUUUUCCCAUAAUGCUAUUCGCAUUUCAGUUAACAUCCGGUCACUUCCGGAAACCAUGGGUUCCCUCAAUGUACAUGUACAGUGUGUUUUCACAAGGCAUUUGCACCGUAUCCUCAACUCAAAAGGUGUCACUUUACAUGAUGCAUUCUUAGUGAGAAAUUUUCACUUGUCUAGAAGGGACUUUGUUCAAACACACGAAGGAACUCAUUAUGGGAGCACAAUAGAUAAAGAUGAAAUAGAAAAGUUUAACAAACUUGCCAAUAAUUGGUGGAGUGAAAAUGGGGAAAUGAAAGCAUUACAUGCAAUGAAUCAGCUGCGUGUACCAUUUAUAAGAGAUACUUUAGUGCCAGAGAAGUCCAUAACAUCCAGUCCAUUAAAAGGUUUGCGGAUUCUGGAUGCAGGAAGUGGAGGUGGAUUUCUGAGUGAACCACUUGCAAGACUUGGUGCAACUGUUGUUGGUGUAGAUGCUUCAGAAAAAAACCACAGAGUGGCUAAGCUACACAGUUCUCAUGAUUCCAGUCUAGAGAAAGACCUGACGUAUAUAAACUGUGAAAUAGAGGAUUUACUACCAAAGGAAAAGGGAUCAUUUCAUGCAGUUGUUGCUUCUGAAAUCCUUGAGCAUGUGGCAGAUACAGAGACUUUUGUCAGAGCCUGCAGUGACUUAGUUAUGCCUGAUGGCUCAUUGUUUUUUACAACCCUCAACAAAACCAACCUGUCUUAUGCCUUGAGCAUUGUUGCUGCAGAAAGACUUCUAAAAAUAGUACCUGUAGGAACCCAUGAUUGGAGUAAAUUUAUAGAUCCAUUAGAUUUGCAAGACUUGUUAGAUAAAUAUGAUUGUAGCACUCACCAGGUCCAUGGUAUGUUUUACAACCUUCUCACAAACAGAUGGGAUUGGAUUAGAGAUACCAGCAUUAAUUACAUGCUUCAUGCAGUAAAGCGGACUCCUGACAGCUGAGGCUCCAACCUGUUCCAGGAUAGCUAUCCAGAGCUAGGAGACCUGAAUAUUUUAUGGCAAAAUGCAUACUUCCUCAGGAACAUUAUAAUAAACAUAUGCUUUUGAUAGAACUAUUUUUCACCAAAGGGGAAAAUCAUGAAUAAAGAUUGCAGUCUAUUUUCAUAGACUAUCCAUAAAUAUGCAGCCUAAAAUGUUGGGAAAAUUUAGGGAAAAAAAGCUUGUCAUCUUUCCUGAUUAACAUUGUCAGUCUGCCAAAAGAUCUUUAGCUGCCUCAUCCUCUCCAAAUAUCAACCAUCUUAACCUCUCCUUAAGACAGUUGAAAUGUAAAUAGGCAUAUGAUAAUG
Lingula anatina is the source of this 1327-nucleotide messenger RNA. RefSeq lists its product as uncharacterized. Lineage: Eukaryota; Metazoa; Brachiopoda; Lingulata; Lingulida; Lingulidae. Gene Ontology annotation, molecular function: polyprenyldihydroxybenzoate methyltransferase activity; 3-demethylubiquinol 3-O-methyltransferase activity. Gene Ontology annotation, cellular component: mitochondrion. Gene Ontology annotation, biological process: ubiquinone biosynthetic process. The record is from RefSeq and is a predicted model, not a curated record.